Molecule: messenger RNA, 1307 nt
Organism: Theobroma umbraticum
Lineage: Eukaryota; Viridiplantae; Streptophyta; Magnoliopsida; Malvales; Malvaceae
Product: BURP domain-containing protein BNM2A-like
Source: RefSeq, a predicted model, not a curated record
CUUAACUUUCAAAAAGGCACAGUUUAUUUGGCGUAAGACCAUAGAGCCAAACAAAAUCGAAUGACAUAACCAUUUGACUAAAACCUGAGAACAACCACUACCCUGUCCAUUGAAACAGGUUCUAUUCUAUCAGUCAGACAAGUUGCAAGUUGCCUUACAGCAAUUAUCAUAAAAAAGAAAGAUGUAUAUGAUGCUAUCUGGGGGACAUAUUAUAUUGAAGAAGCAGAAGAAUAAAACACAAGAAAGUAGAGUUCCAGUCAGAGACAUGGGUUCUGAUUUUGCUUCCUGGUGCAUUUACCUUUCUGUUCUUCUUGCUUUGAUGUGUGCACAAGCCGGUAAUGCCCGGAAAAUAACUCACAGACAACUUAAGGAGGAAGGUGGCAGCAAAAAUUAUCUGCAGCAACCUUCCAACACCAUGGAUGGCCAUACUCAUCUAUUAGCCCACAAGGACCAUAUGGACCCUUCAAUUAAUAUAUUCUUCAAGAUAGAUGACCUCAAGCUAGGCAAAACAAUGCCUGUCUACCUCCCCAGUAAAGACCUGUCUGCCUCUCCUCAUCUAUUAUCCAGGGAAGAAGCCAACUCCAUUCCUUUCUCAUCAACACAACUCCCACAACUUCUCCAGUUCUUCUCAUUCUCUAAAGACUCUCGCCAAGCCAAAGCCAUGGAUUAUACACUUCGGCAAUGUGAACUUGAACCCACCAAAGGGGAGAUAAGGUUCUGUGCCACUUCCCUGGAAUCAAUGCUCGACUUUGCUCGCUCUGUCUUUGGCUCGGAUGCCCACCUUAAGGUUUUAACCGCUACCGUCCCCAAAGAGCCGACCGUCUUUCUACAAAACUACACCAUUUUGGACAUGCCUAAACAGAUCCUCAGUUCCAGAAUCAUUGCAUGUCACACUUUGCCAUAUCCUUAUGCAGUGUUCUACUGCCACAGCCAAAAGAGUGAAACCAGGCUGUUUCAGGUUUCACUAGGAGCUGAAAAUGGAGACAGAGCGCAGGCUCCAGCUGUUUGCCACAUGGAUACCUCUCAAUGGGACCAUGAUCAUGUAUCUUUCCGUGUGCUCAAAAUCAAGCCUGGAUCCUCCCCAGUGUGUCACUUCCUCCCUCCAGAUAGUCUAGUGUGGGUGCCUUUGCCUGCUCGAAUGUACUGUACAGGCCUGGUUAGACUUCAAAGAUACUUAAUGAAGUGCAUACAUUAGCUAUGUGCAAUAAUGUUACAAUCUGCAUUGAAUGAUGUUUAGCCACCAUUGCUGAUGUUUCUGUGUGCUCUAUGUUCCUGCCUUCAGUACAUAAAUCAAGUUCUACCUAGAG